Pyricularia oryzae 70-15 is the source of this 384-nucleotide messenger RNA. RefSeq lists its product as uncharacterized. The transcript is spliced from 2 exons. Bases 1 to 384 code for a protein of 127 amino acids. Lineage: Eukaryota; Fungi; Ascomycota; Sordariomycetes; Magnaporthales; Pyriculariaceae. The record is from RefSeq and is a predicted model, not a curated record.
AUGGACACGUUUGAUUCCAACCAGCUGAGCGGCGGUAUGGAGCGCGAGGAUGGACGCCCGCGGAUAUCGAAAUGGCUGGUGCUCGGUGGUGCCACCGGGAGGCUAAGCAUCGACAUUCAAAUCCUCACCCUACCCGCACACUCAGGGCAACGUAUGCACCCGAUAAGGCAAGGUCCCUGUCAGUUCUUGAAGACACAGGACCUGAAUAAGCUGCUGGAUGUCUUUCGCUACCAGACAGAUGAAGAUUUUAUAUCCGCCUUUCGGCGUCAAAUGGACCGGGAACUUAUGACAGGGCAGCUUAUGAUGGGCUUCGACGAUAGCGGUAUAUGGCCGCUUGAAGAAUCCAGAGUGCUUGACUAUCUGCCUAGGCCUGCCAACCCUUGA